AUGUCGAAAUCUACAGAGUUUUAUUGCCGUCUCCCGAAAUCCGUUGAAAUUUUCCAGGAUUUUCAAGAUAUCACCAUUUCUCCAAAAGCACUGGCUGAAUGUCGAGCAGCAUUGUAUUCGAAAAAUGGACGUUUUUUUGCAUAUACUCAACCUAAUGAGGUUGUGAUAUUAGACACUUUGGCACAAGCUCAGUUGUAUCAUCGUAUUGAAAUGCCCGAAGUAUUUGAUAUAUGCUUUUCACCAAAAGGAUCGUUCUUAUGUCUUUGGUGUAAACCCGUGCAGUUGAAUAAAGAGAAUGGCACAUGGAACAACAACUUAAAAAUUUUUAAUGUCUUGACCAAAUCGAUAAUUGCUGAAUGGAGUGUCAAGCAUCAAAAUGGUUGGAAGCCGCAAUUUACAAGUGAAGAGACAUUGUUCAGUAGAGGCGUCAAUAACCGUGAAAUACAAUUUUUCGAAAUUGACUCACAAAGCUCAACUGUGAUUAAUAUGAAUCAACCAAAUCACAAGUACAGAUUAGAUGAUUCUAAAUCAACAUUUCAAAACUUUCAAAUAUCUCCCGGAAAAAAUCCAAGUUUAGCCGUUUUCAUACCUGAGAAAUCAAGUAAUCCGGCAAACGUGUCUAUCUACAAUAUACCAAAUUUCAAUCUGCCAAUUUGCUUCAAAAACUUUUUCAAAGCUGAAAGGUGUCAAUUGAAAUGGAACUCCUUGGGGACUGCAUUGUUAGCAUUGGCUUCAACUGACCAUGACACUACUAACCAGUCGUAUUAUGGUGAAACUAAUCUUUAUUUAUUAGGAAUAGCUGGCUCAUAUGAUUCAAGAAUCGAUUUGCAAAGAGAGGGGCCAAUUCAUGACAUUACUUGGUCUCCAACUGCUCGUGAGUUUGCCGUGUCGUAUGGCUAUAUGCCUUCGGAAACAACUUUCUUUGAUGCUAGAGGUAACGCUAUACAUUCUUUACCCAUUGCACCAAGAAACACCAUAUUAUAUUCUCCACAUGCCAAAUUUGUUUUAGUUGCUGGAUUUGGUAAUUUGCAAGGUACAGUUGAUGUAUAUGACCGUCAAAAUAAGUUUUCAAAGGUUGUUACAUUUGAAGCAUCGAAUACUUCAGUAUGUGAAUGGUCUCCGUGUGGACGAUUUAUUUUAACAGCCACAACAUCUCCUAGGUUAAGAGUUGAUAAUGGGUUAAAGGUUUGGCAUGCUAGUGGGAAGCUAAUUUACUUGAAAGAAUUUCAGGAAUUAUAUUCCAUUGGAUGGAAGCCUCAGGAUUUGAGUUUGUUUCCAGCGUUGCGUGUUUUAGAGCCAGCUCCAGAGGCACAUGAAUCUACUUUAGAAUAUACUGCCAAACGUGAUGCAAUGGCAAACGCUGCAGCCACUAAACCCGCUGGUGCGUAUCGUCCACCACAUGCACGUGGAAGCGGCAAUUCUUCAGCUCAGUCAACAUCGUUGCAUCAAAGAGAACUUGAGAAUAGCAUCAGAGGUGUUACUCCAUCGCCGCCACCAGGGUUUACCAAAAAUGGAGGAACUACGCCAAGGCACCGAGUUGUACCAGGUGCUGCACCAGUAGUUGAAAAGGAAAGUAAAGCAGCUGCUAAAAAUAGGAAGAAAAGAGAAGCAAAAAAGGGUAAAGAGCAGCAAUCGCCAAGCCCGGCACCAAAUACGCCUGGUAAUGCCGGUAUCGGCAGCAAUGCUGCUGCUGCUGCUACUGCUGCUACUGCUGCUGGAAAGUCAGAAGAAACUAGUGGAGUGGUAUAUGGAGGUGUAGCGUCAUUAGAAGAAAAGAAAAUUCGAUCAUUAUUGAAGAAAUUGAGAGCCAUUGAACAAUUAAAGAUGAAACAAGCCAGUGGUGAAUCGUUAGAGGACACUCAGGUGAUUAAAAUUUCAAAGGAGGAUGAAAUAAGAAAUGAAUUACAAACAUUAGGUUGGAAUGAAUAA
Messenger RNA from Lodderomyces oxycetoniae, 1929 nucleotides. RefSeq lists its product as uncharacterized. Gene Ontology annotation, cellular component: cytosolic small ribosomal subunit. Gene Ontology annotation, molecular function: mRNA binding; ribosome binding; translation initiation factor activity. Lineage: Eukaryota; Fungi; Ascomycota; Pichiomycetes; Serinales; Debaryomycetaceae. The record is from RefSeq and is a predicted model, not a curated record. Bases 1 to 1929 code for a protein of 642 amino acids. The transcript has 2 exons. Gene Ontology annotation, biological process: translational initiation.